CAUCCGAUCGCUGUCGCUUGAUGCCGCGUUCAACGAGCACCACAUUCCUUCCGUCGCAGCAGUCAAGCGCUCUGUCCCGAUUCUGCAAGCUCUGAAAGCCCUCAAACCCUAGAGCAAGGAAAACCCUCUAAUCCCGACAAAAAGGCAAAGCACUCCAAGGUAAAGACGCAGUCAGGGAUGGCAGACCAAAAGAAUAAGAGCUCCAAACGGACGACACAGGACGGAGGGCCCGAGCCCGGGGUUCCAGCACCACAAGGAAACAAGGCUGUGCCACCAGAGGCCACAGGAGCAUCGACGAUAAUGUACGUUCUGGCGGGAGCAGCCCUGGUCAUUGUUGGACUGGGAUUACUGGGAUUGUAUUGGACUCUGAAGAGCGGCUUCCAAAGUGCAGGUACUAGUUCAAGCCCCCCACCUCAAGCAUCCACCAGCAGUGAAGUCACGAAGUCGUCCCUAGCACCUUGGGCCAAAUCCACCGAAGCCACUGGGUCAACCAGCUCACAUGGUCCGGGCCCAUCCACUCAAAGCUCAUCGAGCUCCACCAUAAGGCACAACGAAGGCAUAGCCGGCUGUACCACGGAUGACUGCCAGUACAUAAAAAAUCUCAUUGACACGUCUGUGGACAGAAGUAAGGACCCCUGCAACAAUUUUUACGAGUAUGCGUGUGGUGCAGCCAAGAUAAAUUACGCUGCUGAAUACGACCUCGCCCAAGGGGGAACUCUCGACGUACUGUCACGCAGUAUCUCCGAGUCAAUCAACAGAAGCAUGGACGGAUCGAGCAUACCAACUAGAAACCAAAAAGUAAUCGAAAAAUGCGCCUCAUUCUUUCGCAGCUGCCUGAACGCGCCAGCAAACAGAAGAACCAACUUGGAUGCCAUAAAGGGAUAUUUAGAAAGUGAACGCAUGGACCUGGCCAACAGUAACCUCCAGUUCGACUCAUUAGAGAUCCUCGCUAAAUUUAAUUUCGAGUUGGAGAUACCCUUAAUACUGGAAUUCGCAUUACCUAGAGAGACACCCCGUCUUAUUAUACGCAUAGAUGAGCAUCACACGACGAGAUUGUACAUGACCACUUGGUCCAGCAGAGGAAGAGACCAAGGGAAAUAUGUCGAUACCGUACUCUCAAAUAUCUACCACAAGGCAUUCGCCGAAAGUUUUUUGAACGGGAUAGUGAGCAAUGUGACAGACGUUAUACGCUUACUCAAGCAUAGUAAUCGUAGACAUCCCAUUACUGGAAUUCCCAUCUCGAAAGCGAUCCAGGCAGCUCCCGGCUCUCUAGUCUCCCGCCGGUGGAACGCAGUGCUGGGCCGCUACGUUAAAAGUGAGACGCCCUGCCAAGUCUACGCCGACCACUCGAACAUACUGCGCGACUGGAUUGUCACAGAAAACGCCACAAUGAAGUGGUUCAUGGCGUGGAGAACGGCGGAAUUUCUUCACUCGACGCUCGGAGCUCAAGACGGAAAGGGCGACGCUCGGGUUACGAGGGAGAAGUGCUACGGGCUAGCGAACUCGAUGUUUCCGUUUGUCAUGAGCGCCCAGGUGCUGUUCGCAUCCGUCGGCGAGAAAAGGGUGAACCACGUGAAGGCCAUGUUCGGCAAGAUAAUCGACGUUGUGGUUGAGUAUUUCCCACAUAGCACCUUGUUAGCAAACAAUAACCGAAAGGAUGCCCAGUCGAAGCUGCAGAGUUUGCAUAAGAGGGCGGAAAUCGGUUACGCGUCUUACCGAGUGAGCACAGAAGGAAACCUCACGGACUUCUACCGGUCCGUCCCGGACUUGAACGGUCCAUUCAUCAUGGACUUCAUAAGUGCGAGUGAAAAGACUAAAAUGUACUGGUCCAUAGUCUUUGCGGGAGAUCUGGAGUUCGCAGCCAAGUGGAAAGGCGAACUGCCGGUGUUCGACGCUAGCAUGCGUUACGACGCGCGCCAUAACAAGCUUACGAUUCCGCCUGCUAUGAUGAUGAAGCCUGUCUACGCACUGGAAGCCCCUCCCGAAAUUAACUACGGCACUCUGGGACGGCUCGUGGUGAGUGCUGUUAUGCUUGCAUUCGAUGACGACGGACAGUUUUACAAAGAUGCGGGUCAACACGAAUAUUGGUUCAAUGCUCAGAGCAACGAGAACUUUGGUGAAAAGGUACGGUGCUUAACUUCGAUGGUAAAUGCUCGUCUGCCCAAUGCACUGCAAGUGUUCCGCGUUCCGUAUGUCUACAUGGCGGACGUCAUGGGCACUGAGCCUAUCCUCGGGGCAUACCAGAACGAAAUUCUGGGAAGUCACUCUCGCGAUGAGCUUUUCUAUCUAUCGUGGUGCCUGCUGUGGUGCGGCAAGAAGUUCCCAGAGGCCCGGUCGGGGACCUUGGAAAAUAGGUGCAACCUGCCUCUUAUGAAUACGAAUCAUUUCACUACGACAUUCAGCUGCACUGCUAAUGCCUUAAUGAAUCCUCGAGUUAAGUGCACCUUCUGGUAAGACGUACUGGCGAUAUUGCACGUACGUCGUGAUCUGGAUGAUACGAUA
Messenger RNA from Ornithodoros turicata, 2502 nucleotides. Its product is annotated as neprilysin-1-like. Gene Ontology annotation, cellular component: plasma membrane. Bases 178 to 2454 code for a protein of 758 amino acids. The record is from RefSeq and is a predicted model, not a curated record. The transcript has 5 exons. Lineage: Eukaryota; Metazoa; Arthropoda; Arachnida; Ixodida; Argasidae. Gene Ontology annotation, biological process: protein processing. Gene Ontology annotation, molecular function: metalloendopeptidase activity.